Messenger RNA from Chlamydomonas reinhardtii, 1864 nucleotides. RefSeq lists its product as uncharacterized. The transcript has 6 exons. The record is from RefSeq and is a predicted model, not a curated record. Lineage: Eukaryota; Viridiplantae; Chlorophyta; Chlorophyceae; Chlamydomonadales; Chlamydomonadaceae. Bases 147 to 917 code for a protein of 256 amino acids. Gene Ontology annotation, cellular component: membrane.
GUGACGCUUUUUCCAAAUAACCUCGCCCUAAAGCUGCUGAGAAUAGGCCAGAGACCGUACACAUCUCUCACAGUCUGUCCACGCUUCUGCGUCGAUUUACAUUCCUGAGCUAGCUCCCCUGGUGGGACUGGAGGAUUGAGAUAACCAUGGACGCUGUAGAGAGGCUCGGCUCUAUGUUCACGGGGAGGCGAUUCGACGGGGUGAACCUAAACACGUUCCUCAAGUUUACGCAGCUAGACCCCGGCGUCCAGGCCUACCUGCAGCGUGUCUACCUGACCCUGUCGGUGGCUGUGGCCAUCUCGGCGCUAGGUUGCUUCCUUGACAUCCAGUACAGCAUCGGCGGCUGGCUGACUGGCCUGAUGGGCUUCGGCUGCAUGCUGGGCCUGGCCUUCACCUCCGCCACCCCCCAGACACUGAACAAGCGGUAUGCGCUGCUGGGCGGCUUUGCGUUCUGCCAGGGCGCGGCGCUGGGCCCUCUGGUGGGCCUGGCUGCUGCCGUGAGCCCCGGCCUGGUGCUGAGCGCCUUCCUGGGCACCGCCGCCGUGUUCGCCUGCUUCAGCCUGGCCUCGCUGCUGAGCCCGCGCCGCUCCUUCCUGUACCUGGGCGGCUACCUGUCCAGCGCCGUCAUGGCACUGGCGGCACUGAGGCUGGGCGCCUGGCUGGCUGGCGGCCGCGCGGGCUUCAGCCUGGAGCUGUACGGCGGGCUGCUGGUGUUCUGCGGCUACGUGCUGCUGGACACGCAGAUUAUGGUGGAGAAGGCGGCGGCCGGCUAUCGGGACCACGUCAAGGCCGCGCUGGACCUGCUUGUGGACCUGCUUGCCAUUUUCGUGCGCGUGCUGCUGCACCUGCUCAAGAGCCAGGCUGCCAAGGAGGAGCGCCGCCGCCGCGACGAGCGCAACAAGCAGCGCCGCGACUAGGCAGUGGGGUGGGAGGAUUGGAGGACUCGACAGGGCCGCACCCAGGCAAUGGGCUGAAGCGGGGUGAGGUGCGGGUGGCUGCGGUCACUGUCAUGGCGAUGUCCUCUGGGUCAAUGCUGGCGUGUGGAGUUCACAGCAGGCCGUGGCGAGAGAUUGGGCCAGCGGAUUGUGAUAGGUUUUGGCGGGUUGGGGUUGGUAACGGGCGGAUACCUCUAUUGACAUCGGUGCAAUCCUGUUGAGUGCUUUGAGGAGGGCUGUGAUGCUGCAACGCGUUGAAGCCGCCCAACAAUGGGACAUGGGGCGAUCCGCACAUGUUUGCGUGCCGCGCCCUUGUGGCAGGCAUGUUUCAGAGCCAGUUGUACUGAUAUCAACUGCAACAGUUUCAGGGCGCCAGUGUAACCCUAGUUUGAGGGCUGGUGCUGAUCAGCGCCGCGCUUGUCGGUUGUACCCCCAACUGCUAUUGUGGUUGCGCGCCGCCAGAGCUCGUGGAACACCUCGGCUCAGCAGUGCUCCGCCGUGCGAGACAUGCAAGUAUGACGACCAGCAUCGGUCGCAGGGCCGCAGCCGCGAGCAGCCGUGAGGCCGACGCCUUGCCUGCAACACCACUGUGAUACUCGGAAUUGCGACCCUCACAGGAAUAGCCCAAAUGGCAGUUUGUGUUUCGCCGCAUAUAACCGGCGCGGGCGAAGUUGUUCCGGCUUGGGGUCAGCAUGGCCCUGGCAAGCACUCAAGUCUGCGCUCCGUUUUCAGCAAUGAGAGCUACUCGGAGCCGCAUUGAGCUCUUUGUUGGCGUAUGCUUCGCAGCGAAGACGACAAGGGAUUAUAAGCCGGCCGUGCGCACAUAUAGUAUCAAUGGAGCCAGUUAAUACUCAAGAUACAUGGCAAGUAGAGGAGACAAGGUCCUUCGAGUCACGCUCAGACUUGUACUCUUUGACUCGGCUAAGGAU